AGCGUUGGGUAAAGAAGCUGAACUGAAAUCACAUUUAAUAGCGGUUUCUUCAGUAGUCAACGUUUGUUGCAUUACGUUACGGCGGCCUUUAGGCCCUACUAGCAUGCUAACCGCCACGCUAGCUUAAAUAGCGUCUCCUUUGCGGGGCUUUAGCUUUAACGUUAGCACGCAAAUCCGAUAUUGUAGCGUCAGCUAAUGUUAGCUGCUAGCUGUCAGAGCUACUUAGCGAAUGGAAAAUGGAAAGCUUUGCCGAAGUAAUAACGUUAGUUCUGGCACAGUGACUAAUAUAACAUAAUACAUAGUCAGUAAACGCGCCAAACUGGACAGUUUCGGACGUAUAUUCUUCUAUAUUUAACAUCGUGAAGAGACCCCCGCCCAGUUAGCUAGCCGUAGCAUUACCAACAGAGUUCUAAUUUAACAUUGUUAGCGCCUGCAUAGAGACUAUCACCACUAUGCCAUGCUUUCAUUGUAAUAUUUGUAAAGAAGUUGCAAUUUUGGCAAGGGAUUUUGCCCAAACAGUUGUAGAAUGUCCUGUCACCAGCUAGCUAGCUAUCGCUAAAGCUAAGGGUAGCUAAAAUAACCCGCCAUUGACAGGACAGGUAGCACCAGCUGUCAUAAGUGAUUACGACGUACUUUUAAUUAUCAGCACGCAAUUUCUCCCGUAUGUUUAUACGGAUUUAUCCAUGAAGGUAAAACAAGAACAGCAGAUAGGAGAAGACCUCGCUCAGGAGAAGACCUGAUGUUUCUGUAUAUUUUCCCUUUCUCAUGCACACAAUAUUACUGACAGUAUUUGUGUCAGGGUCGUGUCUCUUUUUCAUGACUACACAAACCAUGAAAAUAUAAUGAAUGCAUUUAUCCGUCUCUCAGAAUAUGUGAUUAAUGGGGCUUAAAUGGAUCCUUAGAUCUGUUCCAUAAACUGUGGUAAGGAAGGCAAUGGCAGUACAACUCUUAUCUUACUAAUGGGGACUUAACGCUGUCCAAAGCAGACAAAUGUAAUAUCAUCAGGGAGCAUAACAGCUCUUUCAUUGUAGCAGUUGCGCUGUAUGCAGUCUCUCAACAAGGUAGAUACAAAUUUAAAGCAUGACAGCACAUGCAGGAUUGUAAUGGUAAUAAAAAGGUAAAUAAAAGCAGGCAAUCAAAACAGUUCAGUCAAUACAAAGCAGCCGUUGAACCAUGCACAGCACAGAGGCCUGUCAAUAUUUGGCAUAACUCAUAACAUGCAAAAGCUAUAUAGGGUUAACACUGAUGGUCAGAGCAAGAUGAAAUAGUUGCCUAACAUUAAGUUGGCAGUGAGGUAUGUGUAAUGAAUACUAAAAUGUAAGGUCUCAAGGAAGGCAGAAGUAUACUGCUGCCAUGCUUUGCUAGGAAAGAAAAGGCAGAUGGGAAAAGGAACUGUCAUUGGUUUGAUGCAGUCAGUUCUUAUUCACAGUUUUUGUGUAUAUUGGGCUUUGUUCAUAAAUUGUCAAAGUAUGGAAGGAACAAGGUGUUAUUUUGAAAACCAGUAACUCAUCUGAAGGACUGGCCUUUAAGAAAAAAGCUGUGAAGAAUGUCUGAACAAGAGUUGGAUGAUAUUGUGCAAAUCACAGUGGAGGACUUUAACCAGGAAGCCCGUACAGACAUGCUGGACAAUCAUGAAGAUGAUGAAGACAGGCCUCAGAAGAAAAGAAAGAAAUUCAGCACCACCCAGGAAAACAACAACAGUAAUCAAGAUAUAGCUUUUAUUAAGAACCUGUUGGUUUCAUUCACUGGAUCAGUCGGCCAACGACUGGAGGAAAUUGAAUCAAAGCUACACUCUCUGGAUGCCACAUGUAAAGCCCUUGGACGCAAGCUAGACAGCAUGAUACCCUGUGCCAAGAGUCCUAUCCAGGUUCCUAUGGUUGCUGGAUCACCUCAAGGGGCCACUCAGACUUGGAACAAAGUGCGAUGUGUUGUCCCUCAAACAAAUGUGAUAGUGAGCAGUGAACACCCAAAAGGCUCAAGCCAGGAAGACACUCCACUGGAGAACCUGCUCAGCAACGCGGUGACCAGAAGACGACAGAACACAAUCCUAGUAAAGGUGCCAGGACCCGAAGAGAGUCAGGAGGAACAGGACAGUGGCUCAGAGGCUAGUGACACUGUUUCCAAUGGUGGUCAGUCAAGCAGUGCACAGAACGGCCAGAAUGUUACACUCAUCACACUCAAUUCAGAAGAUGAUUAUCCAGCCGGCACCUGGUUGGGAGAUGAGAACAACCCAGAGAUGCGAGUUCGUUGUGCAGUGUCUCCAGCUGACAUGCUUCACAUCAGCACAAAUUGCCGCACAGCCGAGAAAAUGGCUCUGACGCUGCUAGACUAUCUGUUCCACCGGGAGGUCCAAGCCAUGUCAAAUCUGUCUGGGCAGGGAAAACAUGGAAAGAAGCAGCUGGACCCACUCAUGAUCUAUGGCAUUCGCUGUCAUUUGUUCCACAAAUUUGGCAUCUCGGAAUCAGACUGGUAUCGCAUCAAGCAAAGCAUUGACUCAAAGUGUCGUACUGCCUGGAGACGUAAGCAGCGUGGACAGAGUCUGGCAGUCAAGAGCUUCUCCAAACGCACACCUCGCAGUACAGUAGCAGAGGAAGGAAUCACAGAAGAAACAGCCCACAUAGAGACUGCCACCCAGCAGACCUUGCACUACACACUGGCCAAUCAGCAGGUCCAGUUCCACCGUAUUGGCGAAGAUGGACAAGUUCAGGUGAUUCCACAGGGACAGUUGCAUAUUGCCCAGGUCCCACAAGGAGAAGAGGUGCAGAUCACACAGGACAGUGAGGGAAACCUCCAGAUUCACCAGGUGCAUGUUGGUCAGGAUGGACAGGUGCUGCGAGGAGCUCAGCUUAUAGCUGUUGCAUCAGCUGAUGGGGGAGCAACGGCAGUGGAAGGCUCCACUCUCCCCCCUGACAUCCAAGUGCAGUACGUCCAACUUGCCCCCGUUGCAGAUCACACAACUGCAGUACAGGCUGCUGAACUGGCCCCAGCCCUGCAAGCUGACAUGGAGGUGAAAGAGGCCAUCCAGGGUGCCAUCCAUGGAGAUAAUGGUGAGGUUGUUCAGAUUGUCACCUCAGUGGCCACCUGAGAGCCCUUUUGGUUCAGCACAAACCAGAACUCUGCUCUACAGUACGGCCUGAUGAGUGUCAAUAAAACAUCAGAGGUCAAGAAACGCAUAAAGUCUGACAAGCCAACAAGCUCGACGUCUUUUAACAAAUACCGAAGGUCAGGGAUGAAACGAAGGAAGUUUUUUUUUCUGUUUAUCUUUGCAAACUGCACAGUUGAAAAGAGCACGAUACUCCAAAAUCAGCUGUGGUCCUUCUGGUGUUUUCAUCACCAGAAAGACCUAGCCCACCACAAGAUACACAGUGGGAUUAUUGUCUAUUGAGGGAGGGUACUGCUUAUGCAGACCAUCACCCUGCCACUUCAUCAGCACAAAUGCCUGUUUACAACAGCUUUGGAAAAUAGUGGAGUCAUUUGGACAUAAGCUGCUUGGCUAAGCCCAGCCCCUCCGGGAGGGUUUGUAAAACCCCAGAAUCCCACCUCAAACAACCAGCACUUUUUCUUUUGUGUCAUUUUUUUGUCACAGUGGACUGCAGUGGAAAGUGCUUUUAGCUGACAGCUACUCUUGGUUGUGAUGAAUUUGAUUUCCUGUCACUCGCCAUGAUUCAGUCCAUACUAUGUCUCCCGGCUGUGAGCCCCGCCUUCCUUUACUUAGUUCAGCUUGUUUGCUUCAGCCGCACAGCUUUGUUUGUUUGUUUGAUUCGUCUAAUUGUAACAUGCUGAAAUUUUUGGGGAACUUUAAUUUUGGAGGUAGAAGACCAUGAAAUAGAAGCGAUUGUGCCAGUGGUAGACGGUACAAGUGGCUUGUAGACUACCAGGGAAACCUUGAAGUUGUUUAUUUCCCCCUGUUUUGUCUCUGUUACUGAUACAUUCAUGUGAAUAAAAAAUUUUGUGGUGGCCAUGAAA
Messenger RNA from Acanthochromis polyacanthus (spiny chromis), 3966 nucleotides. RefSeq names its product BTG3 associated nuclear protein (gene banp). The transcript is spliced from 13 exons. The coding region runs from base 1547 to 3085 and encodes 512 amino acids. Gene Ontology annotation, molecular function: DNA binding. NCBI's taxonomy places the organism in Eukaryota, Metazoa, Chordata, Actinopteri, Pomacentridae. Gene Ontology annotation, biological process: negative regulation of protein catabolic process; protein localization to nucleus. The record is from RefSeq and is a predicted model, not a curated record.